CCAAUUAUAAUACAGCCUGGAUGCCCCACCGUCCUAUCGAAUAUACUUUAGAUUGUUUUCUUCCUCCACCUACCAUUCUCGGCUUACUACUUAUCCAGUCUUCGUCUCCGUCUCCUAUUCUAAUUUCAAGCCUCAAUCAUCGAUCUCUCUUCUCUUCUCCACAUCCAUGGAGUUCCUUCGUCUCAACCUCCUCGCUCCUCUCCUCCUAUCCCUCUCUCUCCUCCUACCUCUCACUCUCGCCGUCGACGUCACCUACUGCGAUAAGAAUGCUGACUAUGACGUCACGGUCCAAGGUGUUGAGAUAUCUCCUUAUCCUGUGGUGAGAGGGUCGCCUGCCACCUUCAGUAUCUCUGCAAAUACAGGUGAAACUAUCACUGGAGGAAAACUGGUGAUUGAUGUUUCAUACUUUGGAUGGCACAUCCACAGUGAGACCCAUGACCUUUGUGAGGAGUCAUCUUGCCCUGUUUCAAGUGGUGAUUUUGUGAUUUCCCAUACACAAGUUUUGCCUGGAUUUACUCCACCAGGUACAUACAAUCUUAAAAUGAAGCUGGUGGAUAAAAAGAAUAAGGAAUUGACAUGCAUUGGCUUUGAUUUCAGUAUUGGGUUUGUAUCCCCUGUGGCUGAUAGUUAAGUGACUCAAAGAUUGGUUUGUCAGUCUAUCUAUACAUUAUAAAUAGCCUGUAAAGAGGAUAUUUUUUUUUUUUACAAUACAUUGUACUCAUCUACCAAAAUGUAAAACUUUGCUGGUUUUAUGUGAUGUUUGACUUGUUAUUCCACCUA
Molecule: messenger RNA, 780 nt
Organism: Vitis vinifera (wine grape)
Lineage: Eukaryota; Viridiplantae; Streptophyta; Magnoliopsida; Vitales; Vitaceae
Product: putative phosphatidylglycerol/phosphatidylinositol transfer protein DDB_G0282179-like
Exons: 4
Coding region: 167-631 (154 amino acids)
Biological process (GO): intracellular sterol transport
Molecular function (GO): sterol binding
Source: RefSeq, a predicted model, not a curated record